AUGUCAGUCGAGAGCGACGCGGUGGCCGGUGCCACGAUCGAGCUCCUCGAGGCUCGCCUGCAUCGCCUCUCAUACCUCCUGACCGGCGGAUCGGACUGGACGGGGGUGCCAACCACACCGCAUAAGCCCGCCUCGCACGACGAAACAGUGUCGCGUCGAAUGGCCCGGCUCGUGAAGGAGCUUGAAAAUCUCAGCAGAGCGGUCCCGGCUGUCCGAGAUGUGAUUAAGCUACAUGACAACAACAAAGACCUUUUCCACCCCACCGAUCCAGCCUGCAUUCCCGAAGGUCUCACUCACAAAACCCUCGCCUCCAUCGUCCUCUCCUACGCGACCGCCUUCCCCGAAACCGCCUCCCGACUGACCUCACUCAAUGACCUCCCCAUCCCUGACGCGCAGAGUUCAGCGGCGCUCAUCGAGCUGCAGCCGCAGCUUGACCGGCUUGCGGCGACACAGGCCGAACAGGCGGGCGCAAUCUCGGAACUGAGGGUUCGUUCGGCACGUGUUUUGCAGCGGUGGUAUGAGAUUGGGCUUGUUGGGAGUGGGGAGUGUUGGGCUGAGUGGGAGGGGCGAUUGGAGGGAGUAGAGAGGGAGGUUAGGAGGCGGGAAGUUUUUAAGGAGAGGAGGGAGAAUGAGAUUUGA
This is a messenger RNA of Penicillium argentinense, 639 nucleotides long. Its product is annotated as putative nuclear distribution protein RO10. The record is from RefSeq and is a predicted model, not a curated record. The transcript has 2 exons. Gene Ontology annotation, cellular component: dynactin complex. Bases 1 to 639 code for a protein of 212 amino acids. Gene Ontology annotation, biological process: cytoskeleton-dependent cytokinesis. Lineage: Eukaryota; Fungi; Ascomycota; Eurotiomycetes; Eurotiales; Aspergillaceae.